GUUCAUCGCCCAUGAGGCCGACCGUGUGGCCCCCUCAACGUUGUCAGGCACCAUUAGCGCCCUUGCGGACUGGCAGCGCGCGAAGGGUUUUCCGGCGGAGGCCUCCAUCCGCCGGAACCCAUUGGUGCAACGCACGCUGAGGCAGGCGUGGCGUGCCCGGGCGCCGGCGGCAGCCGCCACAGCUGGCGGCGAUGCAGGGGCCGAGCCGCUGCCGCAACGUACGAAGGAGGCGUUCCCGGUGCCGCUUCUGCGGCUCCUAUUGGGCUGGCUGGCAGCGACGGCGGACGGGGCGCCAGCGCGCCGAGCGGAGCUCGAGCAGGAUGCGUGUUGGCUGGUGGUGGGUUUCUUUGGGAUGCUGCGGAGAAGCGAGCUGGCGGGGCUGCGGCUAGGUGACGUGCAUUCGCUGACUGGUGGGGUUCACGUGGUGCGGAUAACGAGGAGCAAGACCGAUCAGGUUGGGG
This is a messenger RNA of Astrephomene gubernaculifera, 461 nucleotides long. Lineage: Eukaryota; Viridiplantae; Chlorophyta; Chlorophyceae; Chlamydomonadales; Astrephomenaceae. The record is from the annotation of a GenBank genome assembly.